This is a messenger RNA of Drosophila mojavensis, 985 nucleotides long. Its product is annotated as replication stress response regulator SDE2. The record is from RefSeq and is a predicted model, not a curated record. The coding region runs from base 186 to 935 and encodes 249 amino acids. The transcript is spliced from 2 exons. NCBI's taxonomy places the organism in Eukaryota, Metazoa, Arthropoda, Insecta, Diptera, Drosophilidae. Gene Ontology annotation, cellular component: nucleus.
AAAUCAAAUAUGUUUCAACCAAUUUUAAACAAUUUUAAUUAACUAUUUAUCGUGUGGCAACUCUGUGCGGAUUGAUAAACUCAUGCAUCACCGCUUUCUCUUUCUAACGCACGCUCAAAGGGCCAAUGUAACAGCACAAAGCAGAAUAGCCAAGAAGUACAACAGUAGAAAAGAAAAUUUAUAAAAUGGUGACUAAUAUUUUUGUAAACAGUAAACAGUUAAUUACUGUUAAUACAAAUGACAUUAAUAUUAAAGAUUUAAAUGUUCUCAUUGAGGAAGCGACACAUUUGCAGCCCGAGGAAUAUUAUCUGACAUGCAAUGGCAAACGUUUAAAUGAAAACAUAAGAUUUCAACAUGAAAUUGGUAGCAUUCAUUGCAUCCUCCGUCAGGUUGGAGGAAAGGGAGGCUUCGGAUCUAUGCUGCGAGCGAUUGGCGCGCAAAUCGAGAAGACUACAAAUCGUGAGGCAUGUCGAGAUUUGAGUGGACGUCGCUUGCGCGACAUUAACGAAGAGAAACGUGUCCGGGCAUGGCUGGAAAAGAAAGGCGAGCGUGAACGUGAAGCUGAGGAGCGUAAGAAACGAAAAAUUGAGAAACUUUUAGCAGUGCCCAAGCACGAGUUUAAAGACGACCAGUAUGAGGAGGCCAGAGCUAAGUUGACCGAAAAGGUAAAUGAUGCAUUCGAGGAGGGACUCAAACAGGCCGAGGAGGCCAAGACAGCCAAUGAAGGCGACACUGAUGCAACCAAAGCUGUCCCAAGUUCGUCCAAUACUAGUGCAACAAUUGGUACUAAACGAAAGGGCGACACAGUUACUACUGCAAAGGCGAUUAAAAAGAAAAAGGCCGCGCUUUGGAUUGAUGACGAUUUAUCUGGCAGCGAUUCAGACACUGACGACAGUGAAAUUGAAGCUGAUACAAAAAAGUCAAUUCAAUGUUAAAGAGUUUAUUUGUAAUAUUAAGCACUAAAUAUUAUACAUAAUUAAAAUAA